CAGUACUUUUCCUUUUGUAAGGAGGGAUAAAUGGGAGGGUUUGAGGGAGACGGAUAAAUGUGUGAACGUCCACGUCGGAGCCACAUUCAACAGGUUCCAGGAUGGAGUUCAGAGGAUUUUCUGUUCUGCUGGGCGUCUUGCUGCUCAUCCACUGCUCACUGCAGCAGACUGCAACCAGGAAGAAGCCGGUGAAUAAAGAUACAUUGCGGGAUUCUGCUGUGGUGGAGCUGCAGAAACAGAUUGAGGAAAUCGUUCAGGAUCUCAACCUGCUGAAGGAAAAACAAGCUCUGCAAACAGUUUGUUUAAAAGGUGAAAAGAUCCAUGGGAAAUGUUUCUUGGCCGACCCUCUGAAGAAGCGCUACCACACUGCCAGUGAAGACUGCAACUCUCUGGGCGGCGUCCUGGCUACUCCCGCCUCCAGCGAGGAGAACCACCGGCUCCGGGACUACAUCCGUCAGAGCGUCGGCCCGGACAGGGAGGUCUGGCUCGGCGUCAACGACAUGACCACCGAGGGCCAGUGGAUGGACCAAACUGGCUCCAGCAUCACGUACAAAAACUGGGACACGUCCAACUUCAGGUCUCCACAGCCGGAUGGCGGCAAGACGCAGAACUGCGCCGCCAUGACGUUGACCGAUGGGAAGUGGCGCGAUGAGAACUGCCGCGAAGAAAAGCCCUCAGUCUGCGAGUUCAACAUAGUUUGAACCAGAGGUGGAAAGUAAGAAAGUAAAAGUACUCAGUUACUGUACUUACGUAGAUUUUCAGAUACUUGAGUACUUAUCUUACUGUUACGCCCUACAUUUUAAGAGAAAUAUCUGUACUUUCUGCUCUUUAUAUUUUCACAUAUGAUGAAAAAAUAAUGACGAAAGAAAUCCACCGUUCGCACAAAAAGUGUUAUAGCGUCGGUAUUUCACUAAUCAGUUGGACGCAACCAAAGUGAAGAAGAAGAACACGAGAAAAACAACAUGGAUGGAGGCUUUAAUACAGGAGUGUCCAAAUUGUGGCCCUUGCUGUGAUUUUGUGCGGCCCUUGGCAGCUCAAAGUUGCAGUGAAAUAUUCACUGCUUUUCAAAAAUACAUAGGAAGCCUUCUAAAUAUGCAAGGUACAAAACAAAUACUCAUUUAAUUAUGUUUCACAGCAAACAUUACCACAAACAAUCAGCAACUUUUACUCAACAGCAGACUUUAAAAGGUUUGGACACCAUUGCUUUAACCUGAGUGACAUCAUGAACAAUAGAAAAAUACAUUUGGAGACACAAAACAUUCUCUGUCAGUAGCCUCAUUUUAAAAAAUCCUUCCAUGUUGUUGACUCAAAGAACGAUUAGUGACAAAUUCUCUGCUUUGUCCAAUUAAAUCACCCUAAUUGAGAUUUUGCUUUAAGGAAAACUAGACCGUAUCAGUAUUUUUAUCUUUAUACCAACACAGAGCAUCUUGUGAGCUCUUAAAAGUAACGUAUUUUGUAUGACUAAAAGUUCUACUUUUUUACUUUUACUUGAGUAAAACAGUCCAGCCUUUACUUUUACUAGUUUUCUUUCAUACAAGUAUCUGUACUUCUACUUGAGUAGAGACUCAGUACUUUUACCACCUCUGGUUUGAUCCCGUUUAUCUCAAGAUGGACUCUGCACUUUGUUUCAGCUGCUUUGUGUUUGCACUCUCCCUGCUGCCUGCUACUCUAAAGACGACUUCAAACCAGUGAUUUUCAGCUGCAUCCUGACCAAAAUGAGAUGUGGAGGUCACAGUGGGUUUUAUUUUUGACAAAAGUGAUGUGCUGGUAUGUCAUUUGCUGCAUUCCUUGUGGUUGCAGUAAAACCAGGAGGAAUACAGUCCAUUUUAUUAAAAACAAAGCAAUUAAAUGGAUUUAAGAUGGUUUAUUUAAUACUCACUGAAUAAAGUAUGAAUAAAGGUGCUGGCACCUUUGCUGGAAAUAAAAUAUUGGUUAAGCAUCACAUUUUUUCCUCAUUUACACACCAAAUCAAGUUUGUCUCAGUCUGAGAACCGCUGGUCUAAACUUUAUGGCAUUUAAAUUAAAAGAUGCAAAAAUUGAGUAGAACCUUUUAUGUACUAAUUCUGUAUUCUUCUGUAAUAUCUUGUGUGAUUUAUCCUUUCAAUAAACUUUGACUAUCAGUUUUUCCACUUGUUGAUGUAAGAUCACUAAGGUGGAAAUAAACUGGCAGAUGAAAACCUGACGUGUUAAGCAGGUUCAGACAUAAAAA
Messenger RNA from Xiphophorus maculatus (southern platyfish), 2209 nucleotides. Its product is annotated as tetranectin-like. The coding region runs from base 102 to 701 and encodes 199 amino acids. NCBI's taxonomy places the organism in Eukaryota, Metazoa, Chordata, Actinopteri, Cyprinodontiformes, Poeciliidae. The record is from RefSeq and is a predicted model, not a curated record. The transcript has 3 exons.